CAAUUUCCUCGAAGCUCCAAAAUGCAACAUGUCAUCUUCCUGAUCAGGCACUCAGCGAACUCAGACACAACUUAACCCACAGUUAACAGAACCCUAAAUCUGUGUUUCUCUCUCCUUUACAUAUUCUAUACACUCACCCACCAUGGUUCAAUGGGCAGAUGUUUUGGCAAACAGAAGCUGAAAAUGAUAUGCUAUAUAGUUUUCUGAUAUCAGUAGAUCUUAAUUUGGUUGAACUGGUUUGUGGGUGAGUGUUGUUAAUUAUCAUCAAUGGCAGAGUUUGUUGGGCCAAGAUUGUACAGUUGCUGUAAUUGCAGAAACCAUGUUGCCUUUCACGAUGAUGUCAUUUCUAAGGCGUUUCAGGGAAGACAUGGUCGAGCCUUUCUAUUCUCUCAUGCGAUGAACAUUAUGGUUGGACCGAAGGAGGACAGGCAGCUAAUGACUGGCCUCCACACAGUUGCUGAUGUCUAUUGCUGCGACUGUCAUGAGGUGCUCGGUUGGAAAUAUGAACGAGCUUAUGAAGAAACACAAAAGUACAAGGAAGGAAAGUUUAUCCUUGAGAAGUCAAAAAUAGUUAAAGAAAACUGGUAGCAGUCGGCAGCAUUCUGUUAACCUCAUGGUAUUGGUGUAAGUGUAUGUCUGCUACUACAUUUUCAUCUUGUCCAGGAAAAUCUCAUCAAUUGCAAAUAUUUUCUUGUUGUCCUCCGAUGUGCAUUCUUGUUGUUUUUCCUUGUGUGGAUAUUGUAUUGAACAUUAUUAGUUUGUUAAUAAAUUGUGAAUAAUUCUGUCA
This is a messenger RNA of Jatropha curcas, 787 nucleotides long. Its product is annotated as protein yippee-like At4g27745. The record is from RefSeq and is a predicted model, not a curated record. Lineage: Eukaryota; Viridiplantae; Streptophyta; Magnoliopsida; Malpighiales; Euphorbiaceae.